CUUUCCAUAUAGCUUGCUAUAGCAAUUAAAGAAAUCAAUAAAUGCAAUACAAUAGUGAAUUAUGUGAAAUGGUUUGCUUUUAUGACUAGAAUAUUGAUAUAUCGUGUAUCGAUUAUCGAUGGUAUGACUCUUUAGUGGCUGUUGCCUUGCUUUCCUACAACACAUUGAAAAACAUUGAUAAUGCAUUGUUGUGUGCCUUUCUGUAAAACCAAUACGGAGCUCGACUGCGGCUCCGAGGCGAUAACAUUUCAUGAGCUCCCAAGUGAAGAACGUCUUCGUGCUGCUUGGCUCAGCGCCCUUGGCACGGAAGACACUCUCCUGCCAGACUCUGCUAUGGUCUGCUCACAGCAUUUUCUUGAUGAUGAGAUGUAUGAAACGGGAAGUGGCUUAAGGCAAAUUUACGCUGGUGCUAUACCCUCAACAGUGCAGGUCUGCAUGAUGUGUCUCGAUGCACACAGUAAGCUGUUUCAAAUGAAGAAAUACAAACUGGAAGGGGCAUAUGAAAAUUUUGUGGGUCUGCCUUUAUGUAAUGAGGGAAACCUGAAACAGACACUUUGUAUACUAUGCGCUCAGAGAUUAAUGAACUUCACUAAAUUCAGGGACAAAAGCUUAAGAGCCCGUGCGCUGAUGAUGGAUUUGGUUGAAAAACACAAACUAAUAACAUUACAACAUAUGGAAUUGAUGGACAAUUUAAAAAAUGAACUAAAGCCUAACAUAGUGAAGACCGUACUCAAGCCAGACCACUGUGAUCUAUACAUAACACACUCUGACGAAGACAAACAGACAGAAAACUCAACAGAAUGCAAUUUUGUUGGAGAAGUUGCAGUGAAAAAUGAAGUUAGUCAUGAUACUAUGUCGACAGAUAAUCAAACGCAACACAAUCAAGUCAAAAAAGAUAAUGGGAUUACGGCAAACAGUUUCAAUCCCAAUAUAGUAAUACUUAAAGAAGAAUACAUGUCUGACGAUAGCAUAACCGUAGAACCAAAGCAAUUUAACGAUCCUCUGCUAGUCAAACCGUCAACCUCAAAGGAAUUAGUCGAAUCAUUGGCACAAAUUAAAUAUGAAAUAACAUUUGAAUGUAAUACAUGCUUCGUGGAGUUCGCAGAUGAGGACACAUAUAAUAACCACAUGGCAAUGCAUAUUCAGAAUCAGAAUCCUGAUAGAGAUUCAACCGCAGAAGACUACGCUCAAGGUUCAGUCGAUCCUUUGCCAUGGCGACUUGUGACAAACGUAACUAGUCUACAUGGAGUUUCUACAACAGAAACCAUCCAACCUGGCAUUGAAAAGGUCUGUACUAUAUGUCUUGAUACAGACUCAAAAUUGUAUGUCAUGAGUGAAUACAAAAUGGAUAAAGCAUAUGAAUACUUAACGGGUCUUUCACUCAGCAACAUGGAGCAUGCAAAGUUUCUUUGCUUUGAAUGUGUCCACAGAUUAUUGAGCUUCAGUAAAUUUAGAUGCAAGAGUUUAAGAGCCCGUUUGGUUAUGGAGAAUCUACUUAAAAACUACACUGAGAUAACAUUACAACAUAUAAAAUCAAUUGAUCGAAACUUAUACCGACUUAACUCGGGUAUGGUGAAGAUAUUAUUAGAACCUGAUAACUGUGAUUUAUACAUAGACAACUCUGAUGUAGAUAAACUAGUAGAAAGUGCAACAGAAUACAUAAAUGAUAGAGCAGUUGAAGAAAUGAUAAAUGAUGAAGUUCUUGACUCAAUGAUGGUCGGUGAAGAACAUACUCAACAGAAUACGGACAUAGGAUAUAAUAACAACAACAAUACAGACAUACAGAUGGGAUUGGAUACAGGUUUAGAGAACGUCAUCGUUAAAACCGAGCAAAAUUUGUAUGAUGAUCUUAUAGAUAUCAAAACUGAAAAUGUUGUCAGUGAAAAUGAUAAUUGCGAUAAUACCAUGGAUUCUGAUGCAGCAAACUACGAUUAUUUGUCGGAGAGUACUUUAGUGCUAGACGCAGUACCGAGUUCUGACGAACAGACGUUUAUGUCAACUGAAACACAGAAUUCUGAUAUGGACACUGAAAACUUAGACCUAAAAAAAGAACAAAAUGCGAAAGCCGCUAAUGUAGUACGUAUAAAGGAGAAAAUGACGUGUAAAAGAGAUAAUAAGUUGCAUGACAAAUUGAAAUUUGAGUCAACAUCGGAAAACUCUGCAGUAUCUGACGAAUUGUUCAAAUAUGAGGAAAUACCAAAACGCGAAUCUGGUAUGGAAACAAAAGGAGCUGAUUGUUCUUCGGAAUCAAACAGUGACAAUGAAGAAAAUAGUUUAUUGGUUAAACGUGAAGGAAAACAUGAUUCAGUUAAAUUGAAAAAAAGCACCGAAACAAACGCAUAUUCCUGUGAUAUAUGCAAUUAUAAAUGCAAGCUAAAAAUCAGUUUAACCUUUCACAUGAAGUCGCAUGAAAGCAAGAAGUUAUUUUCAUGUGAAAUAUGCGAUUACAAAAGUACAUUGAGACACACUUUGAAUGUACACAUGAGAACCCACACAAAUGAAACGCCUUUUGCCUGUGACAUAUGCAAAUCUAAAUUUAAAACUACAGAUGAGCUAGCCCUACACUCGAGGUCACACGCAAGCGAAAUGUCUUUUUCUUGUGCAAUCUGCGAUUAUAAAUGUAAACUGCGACACACUUUGAACGUGCACAUGUCGAAACACAAAAGCGAAACGCACCUCGUAUGCGGCAUAUGCGGAACUAAAUUUCAAUUAAGAAGUAAUUUAAUCAGACAUAUGAAAAGUCACUCACGUGAGAAACCGUUCGCCUGUGAUCUUUGCGAAUAUAAGUCUGUGCACAGAUACAAUUUGAAGAUACACCAAGCUGUUCACGCAAAAUCCUACGCGUGUGGGCGAUGCCAGCAAAAGUUUGCACAUAAAAAAUCUCUUGAGCGACAUAAUAUGUGGAUUCACAUGGAGAAAAAAUAUAUUGAGUGCGAGCUAUGUGAUUUUAAAUGUCAAGACAGAACCGACUUGAGAAUGCACAUGAGAUGUCACGAUGAAUCUCCGUUAGCACAGAAACACAAAAGAGCUUACGCAUGCCACCUGUGCGAGUCGAAAUUCAAGCAGAGUCACCAUCUUGAUAGGCACUUGAAAAUGCACUCUGGUGACAAACCAUUUAAAUGUACUUCAUGCAAACUUCAGUUCACGCAGAAAGUCACUUUGAAGAAACACAUGUAUUUGCAUACCGGCGUGAAACCGUUUUCAUGUGAGACGUGCCCGUAUAAAUGCACAUCCAACGUUGAUCUGGUGAAGCACAUGAGAACUCAUACAGGCGAAAAGCCGUAUGCAUGCACGUACUGCGACUAUAGAAGCACUACUUCCUAUUCUUUGCUCACCCACACGAGAGGCCACACGGGGGAGAAGCCGUUCGCAUGUAAUAUAUGCCACUACAAAUGUUCGAGCACUAGUCAGUUAGUGAGGCACAUGAGAACUCACACUGGUGAGAAACGUUUUUCGUGUGGUUUGUGCGAUUAUAAGUGCACGCGGCACUGCAACCUACAGACGCACAUUAGGGUGCACACUGGCGACAUGUUUUCGUGUGAUUACUGUGAUUAUAAGACUGCGCACAAAAGUUGCCUCCUGGUUCACAUUAGAAGACACAUGAAACUCAUCGAAGACAGCCAAGCAGGAGAAAGUCAAGCUAAUAAAUGAAAAUACCCUCCGCGUGAAAAAAAAAGUAGAAGAACAAGAAGAAACACUUUAUUG
Pararge aegeria (speckled wood butterfly) is the source of this 3705-nucleotide messenger RNA. Its product is annotated as zinc finger protein 551-like. Bases 181 to 3651 code for a protein of 1156 amino acids. NCBI's taxonomy places the organism in Eukaryota, Metazoa, Arthropoda, Insecta, Lepidoptera, Nymphalidae. Gene Ontology annotation, molecular function: DNA-binding transcription factor activity; RNA polymerase II cis-regulatory region sequence-specific DNA binding; zinc ion binding. Gene Ontology annotation, biological process: regulation of transcription by RNA polymerase II. The record is from RefSeq and is a predicted model, not a curated record. Gene Ontology annotation, cellular component: nucleus. The transcript is spliced from 11 exons.